Messenger RNA from Silurus meridionalis, 5126 nucleotides. RefSeq names its product golgin A7 family, member Bb (gene golga7bb). Gene Ontology annotation, cellular component: palmitoyltransferase complex. The record is from RefSeq and is a predicted model, not a curated record. The transcript has 5 exons. Gene Ontology annotation, biological process: protein targeting to membrane; peptidyl-L-cysteine S-palmitoylation. Lineage: Eukaryota; Metazoa; Chordata; Actinopteri; Siluriformes; Siluridae. The coding region runs from base 133 to 534 and encodes 133 amino acids.
UGCUGCCACUGCACGCGCGCGCGCACGCACGCACGCCGUCUAGGUUUAACCAUGCGCGCGCUUGGCUGACUCAAUCCUCAGCUGAUCCUCACGCGAGUCGCUCAAGCUGCUCUGAGUCCGGCUCAUGGCAACAUGGCGACAGAGCUCCAGAACCUUCAGGAUCUAAGGCAUAAUGCCUCACUAGCAACCAAGGUGUUUAUUCAGAGGGACUACAGCGAUGGCACCGUCUGCAGGUUCCACACCAAACUUCCAGCAGAACUCAACAGCCGGAUCGAGCGGACUCUGUUUGAGGACACUGUGAAGACGCUUAAUAACUACUAUGCAGAAGCCGAGAAGAUCAGUGGUCAAUCUUACCUGGAGGGCUGCUUGGCCUGUGUGUCAGCUUAUAUCAUAUUCCUCUGCAUGGAGACACGAUACGAAAAGGUCUUAAAAAAGAUCUCCAUGUACAUUCAGGAGCAGAAUGAGAACAUCUAUGCACCUCGAGGACUUCUUAUCACUGACCCUAUUGAGAGGGGCAUGAGAGUGUUCAGAUAGAGAUCUCUGUCUUUGAGGAUCGUAGCUCCACUGGCUCCAGUUCCAGUGGCAGCUCGGCAUCUGGCAGCAGUGCUCGGUGACUGGAGGAGCAGCACCAGGGGUACGGGUACAGAGUGGCCAAAGGGAUCACCAAGAUUCGCAUGUUGAAACAUGAGAGCACCAGAUUCUGAAUCAAAAGGAUGUCAAAGACACUUAUUCCUUCCCCUCUUUCUUUGCUAUCACAUAAUUCACAUAGUAUGCACACAGUCGCUUUUUCACUCCCAUCCUUUCGUCAUCUUCUGUGUUUCCAUUAGCAACACACAUGAUCUCCAAGCUCCAUAUACCAUGCCUCACAGACACAGAAAUAGAGAUCAGGAGUUUAUUUAUACAGUAUAUAUUACAGGCAAAAUAUUUAUUUAAGUGUACCUGUUACAAUUUCUGUCUAUUCCUGUCAGUUGAACAUUGUUAUGUAUUUGGCAGAUGAGUUGAGUGCUGGAUGAUGGCCAAGCCCUCCUCGUUCUCCUGUCUGGUCUUUUUUAAGAAGCAUUGCAACAGUUCACUACCACUGCUGAUCUUGUGCAGUGCUUGAGGCUUCUGUUCACUUGGCCAACUCUGCCAUUCACCUGUGGCUCAGUGGUUUGCUGUUCUGUUAUGUGGGCAGUGAGCCCAGGCAGAUCAAGUUCUCCCUGCGUCUCAGCUCAUUGGGUAUGCAAGCGAGCUUCAGUCCAUCGAGGACCUUUUGUCUCCAUGAGAUGAAAGCUACUAGUAAUUUUGGCUUGUCCGCUGAGCUGUGGUUGAUGAAUGGGUAUAUGUGUGUGUAUAUGGACAUCAGAUAAGCUACAUUUAGCUGAUAAAAUUCAGAGGAAGUUGAAUCAGCAGCUGCUUAAUAUGAACUCCCCAACAAAACAGCUGCCUCAUGUGGAUGUUUCCAUCUUGGUCAGUUUUGCAUUAAUGGUAGCUCCAGGCUGAAAUUUGCACAGCAUCUUAUAUAUGUCUUUAUACAUACUUGGCAGCUUGAUAAUGAAAGCCGUCAUAAACUCAUUGUGAUUUGCAUACAUUUACGUCCUGCAUAAAAUAUACAGUGGAAUAUAUGAAUGGAUUAAGAUAUAAAUGUGUUUGUUAUUUAGCAGAAUUGGACUCUGUGAACACCACAAACAUUUAUAGAAAGUUGAAGCCAGACAUGGUGUAAUUAUUGAUAUAAACCACAGUUGUUUAGAUUAUAUUCAGAAAAGAAAUUGGUAAGGCAAAUUGCAUUAGAAAUUUUCUUCAUCGUUUCUGCUCUUUGUUUAUAUUCUCAAUUCUGGUGUAUAGAUAUAUGGAAUGUAUUAAUUAAAAAGCAAAGGGAUCUACCGAGAAGCUGAUUUCCUAAACAAAUGGCAUAAAACCAGAUUUUCUCUCCCUCAUUUAUUCAUUAAUUCAUUAAAUCAUUUAUCUUCAGUAAACACUUUAUCUUAAUCUGGGUUGCAAUGGAUUAAAAGUCCUAUUCUGGGGACACAUUUGACAGAAGGUGGGUCCAGGAAGAUUCAGCACCAUAACUAUUACAAGUAUGACAAAGCUGAGGACAUGGACACACUGUUAAAAGGAUAGCAGUAUCACACACUUGAUUUUAUUUGUGAUGUUUGGAUUUAUUAUAAAAAAUAACAUAAUGCAAAAAAAAAAAAAAUAGAAAGGCUACAGUAGGUAUGAGCAUCUGUAGUUUACUGAUGAGCACUAGUUUGUUUUAUACGAUUAUUAUUAACAAUAUAUGUGAACAAUAUCAUGCAGAUAAAGGAGAUGAAGGUUUUAGGCAGACAUUAAGGAGCACAAUAUAAUUACAUUUGUAAGGCUGUCUUGUAGUCACUGUUGUACUAGUUGUGUCAGAAGAUGUUUUUAAGAAGAAUAGCUGAAUGUCAAGACAUCUGUCUGUAACCUGGGUCAUGCAAAAUGGCAACAAAUUUUAUUAUAGGAAUAAAUCAACAGUCAAACGGCUGAAAUUCAAUCACAGUGAAGUACUGUGCGAUUUCUGAAAAAUGUGAACAUGUAAAUAAUUUGUUUAAUUAAUGUAUUUGUGACAUGACAGGCAGCAUUGAUACGUUAGAGCUCCACGAUCACUAGUUCAAUCCUGAGCUUAGAUUACUUAUUGUGUGCAGUUUCUGUAAACACUCUCUCAUUUUUAUUCAUGUUUCCUUCAGGUUCUCCAGUUUAUUUCUUUGUCCCGCAAGCAUCCCAGUAGAAGGAUUAGGUUUUAAUAAAAGUGUGUGAUGCCCGGUGUUUGACUUCCUGGGAGUAUCCCAACUUUGAACUCAGUGCUCUCAAAAAAGGCUAUAGAUCCAACAGCACCCUGAUGAAGUGCUUACUGAAGGUGAGUUCAAAAUGAAUGAACAAUGAUUCUCCUUUCUUUUGUUGGGAAGAGCAAAUUCUUUGUAUUUGCAACAAAUGUAGCAUUACAAUAUCUGCCAGGGCCAAUUCAUAGAGUUGUAAACUUUACAACAGUGCUUUCGGUUAGCUGCAUAUAAUGCCAGUUAUGUAUGAAAAAUCAUGAUGUCAUCAUGUUUACCUCAGGACAUAAAGUACAGGGUUACUUCUGAUGCUGUAUCACUUGCAGUAUAUCACAUAUCUGUCGUUCAUUUCUAUAUCGCUUUUUUUCUCACCUGUAUACCCUAAAGCCCACUCUACAUUCCUUGCCUAUUGUUUCUUGCCUCUUUUUAAAAACCACAACUUCAGUGCUCAUCUCAGAGCUUGCCAUUCGACGACUAAUGCUCUAUUGUACACCCUUCUGUGCCUGCUGCUUUCAUGUUUCAUCACUAUGGAGAUACCCAACCUGGUGCUGAGCAACUGGUAGCCAGCGAGCUGGCUGUAAAUACAUCACUUGCACUAUAGCUGCAUGAGAUACCUUCUGUUGGACUAGUCAUUUUAGUAGUCAUUUCAGUGAUCAAGUGAGAACGGUGUUAAGAAAACGUCUUCCUUGUGCUUAAUCUAGAGAAUUGAAUUAUGUGUAUACAUGUGUAGCACGUGUGGUUGUGUUUGUAUAUCCAGUGCCCUCCUAAAUUAUUGGCAUCCAUCACAAAAUUAUCUUAUAAUAGUAUAAAAAGUAUAAAAUUAACCUGACACACAUUAAUGAUAAACACUACUUACUUCUGUUUUUACCACAAAAAUCUAAUAAGGCUAUUUUAUAUUAACAGUAUAUUCUCUUAAAAAGAAAUGUGCCAGAAUUAUCUACAACCUAAGCAAUACAUUAAAACUGUCUUUCUGUUAUUUUUCAUUCACAGUCUCCAGGAACUCUUGUUACCUUUAACCAUGUCCUGUUUCCCUGGGAUAUAAAUCUGCGGUUGCACAUAUGUAAAACCGCUUUGUCUUCCAUUACCUUGGAAAAACACAAAAGAAUUUCAGCAUACACAAGAUAGAUGGUUAUUGACCUGCACAAAUAAGGUAAUGGAUAUAAAAAUAUCUUACAUUUAAAAAUACAUUAAGCACAUUUUGUGGCAUAACAAAAAGGAAAUUUGGCAGGAACUGAACCCAUGAGCACUCUGCCUUCCCACACAGUAAGGAGGGAGAAAAGAAUAAAGAACACUGUUUUAAAACUCCUAAUAUUUUUUUUAUGAUUCUUGUAGUUAUCAAAUUGCACAGUUAACUUUCAUGAAUAACAAGGCAUUUAGAGAUGUUGCAAGAAACAAAUAAAAACCUUCUUGAUUUUCUUAUAAAAUACAGCUGAACUGAACUGAGUCUUUCGGGCCAGACCAUCAGCACGUUUGGCAAAAAGUGGACUGCAUACCAGAAAAGGCACCUGAUAUCCCACUGUAAAAUAUAGUGGCGGGUCAUUGAUGCUUUGGGGCUGCUCAGGUAGUUCAUGGAGACUGGUAAAGAUUAAUGGUAUCAUUAAUUAUGUUAAGUACUUAAAUAUAUUUAACCCUUAACACGAGAAACUCUUGGCCAUAGAUAUGGCAACAGGAUGAUGAGCAAAUCAAACUUCUAAAUAAAUUGUGAUAGGUUUGAAAAAACAAAUAAGUGUUUUGCAAUGUACAUCUCACUUCUCAGAGGUACUGAAAACCUGUGAAGAGAGAAAUCCAUGUUUGCAAAACUAAUUAUAGAAAUUACGUUCUUGGAGAAAAUGUGGACAAAAAAAAUCUCUCUACAAGUGUUCUCUUAUUAGACAUCAGUGGAAGAGACUUAGUUAUUAUUUCAAAAGGAAUACAAAUUGUAUAAAAUAUUUAUUUGUAAAAUAGCUCAUUUUGCGAAGUGUUUAGUGGUAAAAAUGUAAACAAUGUCACUGAGGUCACAAUAUCACUCGUUGAAUAAAUUUUUACGUAGAAAUAUUGUGGAUGUCAAUAAGAUACAGCGGAGGGCAUUGUAUUUUUGCAUGUUUAUUGAAAAAGGAUUUAAUUGCAAAAAUUGACUUGCUAUUUUUUAUAUAUAAUCAGAAAGAUCCCAUUUCUGGAGUAGCAAUAGAUUGUUCUUUGCUGUUUUUUCUAUUGUAAAAAAUACAUUUUAAAGUCUUAUGAAAAUAUGAUGUCUUAUAAACAUUUUCAUUCCUGAAACACAAAGUAAAUGUUUACAAUGUUACUGACAUUUGUCUUUUAUUGAGAAAUAAAUAAAAAUAAUUAUUGAAUUAUCAUAAUGCAGUUGGCCUUUGAAUA